Messenger RNA from Adineta ricciae, 1971 nucleotides. The record is from the annotation of a GenBank genome assembly. NCBI's taxonomy places the organism in Eukaryota, Metazoa, Rotifera, Eurotatoria, Adinetida, Adinetidae.
AUGCCUUCGAACGAUUCAAAUUGGACGACUGUGUCGGGAAAAGCAAAAACAAAAGCAGCUCCAUCUUCAACCAAAUCAUCAGCAGCACCUGUUAUGCCCAAGGCAGAAACCAAAUCGAUUAAACUUUCCGAUAGUGCAUUUAGUUCAAUGAAAGAGCGGAUACCAGAUGAAAAUGAUGAAAAUCAAGUAAAUGUAACGAAGAUACCAAAGCCAACAGCGACGAUUGAUAAAGCAUCCACGAUGAAACCAACCAAAUCGACUAAACAGACAUCGAGUGCAUUAGCAUUGAAGCAAGCACUUCAAAAUAUCAACUUGGAUGAAUUGAAGCAACUGUAUGCCACAUCGAAAGAUAACACGUCCGUUUGGGUAGAAAAAAUUUGUUAUUGGUUUGUGAACCAAUUCAAAGAAGUAACAUCUGGCUUAAGUGAUCCAACUUUUGCUAAAGAAACGAAUGAUGAAUACCCAUUGAAUACAUUAUCAACAUCAGUUCGAGAUUAUCUAAAAGAAAUUUUCGAUACACAAUCAAAAUUAAAAGCUAUUGUACUCUGUCGAAAUGGUAUUCUGAAUCCGAAUGCUGAUCUCAAUGUAAUUGUUGGAUAUCAAACAUUAUUGCAAUACUUUCUUCGUCAUCUCAAUGAACGACCGAACGAAUCCUUUCUCGACGAUGUUGACGAACUAUCAACAUCAUUAAAACGAUAUCCAUCGGAUAAGGUACUUCGAUUACUCUGGGCUUACAGCCAAUUGCAAUACGAACAUCCGGCUUUAGCAGUCGAUGUCUGGUUUCGCUUGAUGUUUCCAUUGAUUGAAAAUCGAACAUACAACCAAUUCGCUGUGGAAAAUUUAUCUCAUUUAACAUCACGAGACUUCAAAAACAAGAAAUUCCUUCGAACGGAUGAAGUCUUUCCUGUUGAAUCGUACGUCAAACUACUUGAUUUCAUCGAUCGACCAAAUCCAGCUUUAACACGAGAAAUGCGUUCAUCAUUGGCAAAAAGUGCCAACAUUCUCUCCGAAUUGUUUGUUAGUAACAAGAAAAAUCUGUCGAAAAAUUCGACCGAAUAUUUCGAGGCUCUAUUUCCGUAUGUUUCCACCGACAAACAACGUUCACCAAAGAGUCAAACAGCUAUUGAUCGUAUGAUUGUCGCUUGUUGUGCUGAUCAAUCCAUCGUUAAAACAUGGUCGACACUUCAUAAGAAAUAUCCCCAAAGCUCUUUGAAUCUUUUAUCGUUAUUACAUACGAAUGAAGCAUCAAUUCCGGUAUUAUCAUCUUCAAAGGACCUACGUACCAUUGUCCAACAAUUACGAACGAUUUCCAAUGGAGAAAAUAACGAUACGAAUCACAAUGAAUUCCUGCGUGUUUAUGCGAAAAAUGAUUCAGUUUUUGUUAGUAAACGAAAAAUGCGUUCCAAAUCAAGAUCGGGCUUGAUUUUCAAACUACUUGUUUUUCUCUCACUUGCCUACGUGAUCUACUCGAAUUGGUUAUGGCUAACAGUUGCUGCUGAUUAUCUACUCGAAGAUUAUCUCAAACAUCCAACAGCAAUUGUAAUCAAAGAACGUCUAUCCGACGCGUGCAAAGAAACAAAGAAACUGAUUGCGACCUCGACCACGGCCGGUGAACAAUAUAUUCGUUCAUCUUUGACAAAAAUGGAACCCUAUAUCAUUCAAUUCGGUCACUAUUUACAAAAACAAUGGACGCUCUUGUUGAAAUACAUUGAAGGUCCUGUUUAUGACAAGAGUAUCGAACUAGCUGAACAAAUCCAACGUUUAUCACUCAUAAUUUUUAAUCAAAGCGUUCACUACUUGAAUGUUUUCUUCGAUAUGGCCAGUUAUUAUGCAGCGAAUUUAGCAAGUUUAACGGGAAUUUAUGCAAAGCAAUUCUACGCUGUUGCUUAUGACAAAUGGACACAUUUCGAUUUUAAACAACUACAGGACAAAUUUGAUCAACUUCGAAUGCGUGUUAUCAAAUCAGUUUAG